AAAAUGCGAACUUAGAAAAAGAAAGUAUUUGAGAGCUAAAAUUGUGUGCUCAACAUAGAAAAAGCAGACGCCAGUUUUGCGCUUUUUGGCCACGGGAGCACAUCAGUCAAACGUGGCCAGGGAUAAAUAUGUCAAUAUCGGAAGUAGCACCUUUGGCAAAGUGCUCCGCGAUGUGAUUCCCAUAAUGCAGGACAAACUGUGCACGGAUUCAAUCAGCCUGGAGAUAAGCAAAGAGCAGUUGAAACAAUCCCGCGAUUAUUUCAUGUGGUAACAUCAGCUGUCCCAAAUUGUUGCCUGUUUGGAUGGACCGCAAGUGAGGAUUGUGAAACCAGCGCAGGAGGAAUUUGUCUACCUCAACACAAAGAAUUACUUUAGCCUCAAUGCGAUGCUGGUUGGUUUCGAGUUUAGGGCGAUUUAUUUUAACUGUCGGCUCCAACAGAAAACAGUUCUGCUAAGAAUAUCGAGAAAGUUAAAUAUGAACUCCCUGACAUUAUUUUGUUAUAUUUAAAGUAGAACCAUAAACUGAACAAUCAGAGAUUAUUUACUCCUGAAUAUAAUUAAAUUGCAGUAUUUAAAAGGGGAAUUUCCUGGUCUAAAGAACUUGUGGGAUGGUUCGGAUGGGGCUGAGCUGAGGCCACCAGGCGGGUCGCGGGUUGCGGAUAGCGAACGGCCUCCCCCCGGGGAGGUUAGCUGCGAAUAAUACGAGAUUCCUCGUAAAUAAGCAGUCCCGGACAAACAGCGGGUGCGAUAUUGUCAAUCGUACCGACAAGGCGCUUGUGUUGCCGCCUUUUAAAGCAUAGCAUCACACAACCCCCUAUCUCCCCACAUUACUACCUACCCCCAUCCUAUUCCCACAUCUCACUCCGGGCCGGACUAAGGCGUUAUCUGUACCGUGCCGAGAGUCAGCUUGGCUGGGGGCCCGGGCUAAAAACUAGCCCAGUCUCUAACGGUGGGCUCAGGCAAAUGGCGACCGUCUGUUCUAAUUAGCCUUACCCGGGUAACGCGGAUCUCUGCCCGGGCGGACACAUAUUUCUCCGCAGCUCGUGGGAACACUAUGAAACGUUCAGUACACCUAAAAGUACCGCAGGAUCACCUUGCGGAGAAUGUCGCAAGACAUCUAGAGGAUCGAGCCCUAAACGGGGAAAUAUCCUCUCGUGUGGUAGACCAUCCUCCACACCGUGCUGCCCCAGCACUAAAUAGGAGAAUGCCGCAGGCACAGCAAACUCCGGCUUCGACGCGUGGGAGAGUGGUAGUUGGACCAUCCCGACCACCACGCCCAGCACCGAACGCUGCGAGACAAGGCACACAGCGCCCAAAAAAGAAGGAUGAGUUCCUGCCACCGAGGGGUCAACCCGGUGGGCUGGAUGAUCCGAACCGGCGGAACCUCUGCGGUUCGAGGGUCAAAUGGUACCUACGGUACCUCCAGCAAGGACUUACUCCUGAUGUAGCUCUGAAAAAGGCCACAGAGCCUAGGGAAGCAUCUACAGCACCAGCGCCAGCUCCCAAGAGACGCAGCAGCACUCUCACACCAUCGGUGGCCACCCCCAAGAGGGUGUGUCCGGUGGUCAAAGGCGCUACUCGCGGCUCAGUGGCGAUGAAGGUGGCAGAAGGCUUGGACCUCCGACCGAGCACAUCGCGUGCAGCUGCCAUGAAGCCCAGCUCACCAACAUCCACCGAACCUCGAUUGUCAUAUGCAGAUAUGGCAAAAAAGUUAAAGGUGGCCGUGUUGCCCGUGGAAUUCCCAUAUGUCAUGCUCAGCCACGGAGACUUGUCUGUGUUGGAAGAGACCAUCAUAGACGAAGUCAUUGCGUCUGGAGGGGACAUUGCGGUCUCAUUCGCGAGCAUUCAUUUCCGGGUUGGUUUCCUGGUUAUUGAAUGCUCGGAUGAAGCCUCAGCUGAUUGGCUGAGAACCGUUGCGUCGCGGCUACAAUCAUGGAAGGGCGUGCCCCUUGAAUGCAAAGUGGGAGACGAUAUACCGUCGCCCCACUGUAUCACGCUAUUCUGCCCAAGAAGUGUGGAUCGGACUACCGAAUCCCUGUUGGUUCUGCUGCAGAACCAGAACGGGAUCAAGACCGACACAUGGAAGGUAAUAUCCAGGAGGAACGAAGGUGGAGGAGCCCUCCUGGUUAUUGGGAUAGACGAGCUAUCCAAGAAUAUAAUUGUAGAGAAGGGGCACCAGAUCUUCUUCCGCUACGGGACCAUCCCCGUAAGCAGACUAAUAAGGAGGGUCGGAGCAAAGCCACAGCCUGCUCCAAUGGGCAAGGAGAUCGUCAAAGUGGAUAUUCUCACCACAUCAGACACUCUUGUCACAGAGCAGAGCAGUCACCCUGCGCAGCCCGCCGACUUGUCGGACGGCCUCGUAGAGGACGAGGAGUUGGCGGAAGUGCCGCUCGGCCAAGAAGAGAUACUGGGGGACGUGGACAACUUUAUGUCCUCACAGGAGCUGGCGGAGCAGCUGCAAGAUGCAGCAGUCACUGACGUCGAUAUGACGAGCAGCGGUGACGGGGGCAACUCUAGGCCCCAGUCACCGUGACAGCUGGAGCCUCCCCAGAAGUAGAUGUCAAAGGGCAUCAACACAGGGCUAGCUCAGGUAAACAUCCACCGAGCUAAGGCAGCCUCGGCGGUCUUAGCAAGGAUGUUUACCAACAAACACCUUGGGCUAGCCCUGGUACAGGAGCCAUGGGUCAACAAUGGCAUUAAAGGCCUGUGCACGGCCGACUCGAAGUGGUGCUGAGCAAAGGCAGCGCGGUCUCUACGGCUAUUGUGUCUGCGUACUUCGCAGGUGAUGAAGCAUGCCCACCACCAAUUAUAGAGAAACCGGUGGAUUACUGCAGGAGAGAGAGAGGAUCUCAGUACUCAUCGGAUGCGAUGCCAAUGCGCACCACACGAUAUGCGGCAACAUCGACGUCAAUUUAAGGGGUGUGGAAUCAAAAAAUGGAAAUUCUGGCUAUUGAUGCCACACAUCCUGGCUCCUUCAACAAUAUCUUUGUGUGGCACUAUAGCGAGGCAAGGGAAUAUCUAAUGCGUCACAUUGAUUGCCAUUAUAUUUUGGCUGAUUCGGCUUAUGUAUUAUGUUAAAUCAGCAGAGCAAGGACCCAAGGAGCAAAAAUUCAAUCAGAAACAUGCCGUUUUGAUUGUAUGCAACGCGUCUUUAAUUAUGAUCCUAAGUUUGUGAUGAAUAUUGUCAAUUUUUGUUGUGCUCUGCACAAUAUUUGCUGCAGGCGAAACACAGCGCUGGUUGGGGUAGAGAAGCAGUAAGCAGCAAGUAAACGGGAAGAAUGCGACACAGAAUUCGAGGAUGAUGAAACGGCUACUUUGCGAAGAGAUGAAAUUGCUGCCGCAAUUAACUAAUAGUGUUAAUAUAUUUAUAUAUUAAUUGUAUGUAUUAAUAUAUAUGUAGAUAUAUAAUUUCAAUCAAAACUGAACAAAUAUUUCAUUUGGUUAAGAAGUAAACUCUACUUUCGCACUUAAAA
This is a messenger RNA of Drosophila grimshawi, 3473 nucleotides long. RefSeq lists its product as uncharacterized. Bases 1055 to 2533 code for a protein of 492 amino acids. The record is from RefSeq and is a predicted model, not a curated record. NCBI's taxonomy places the organism in Eukaryota, Metazoa, Arthropoda, Insecta, Diptera, Drosophilidae. The transcript has 5 exons.